CACAGUUUGUACUAGCAUUCUGGACAAGACCAGACCUAUAGAAAGCCACUGUGCAGUUCAGUUUUUUUGUUCCUUAACACUUCAUAUGAAGGUGAACCAGAAGGCAAGACAGAGUUGAAUUAGCACUCCAAGGAAGCAGUGUUAGCCUAGUGUUUUCAUCCUUGCCCCCCGGGUCUAACAUGUCUAGGAAAAGUAGUGCCACUCAGGCAGAGCCAAGCAAGUUGGAAGUGGGUUCAGAGGUUAUGUAUCUAAGAAGCAACAGGGUGGUACUGGAUCAUACUGUGGGCCCAGCAGAGAUUGUCAUCUCCGGUGGCAAGAUAGUUGAUGUUCUUCCGAAGAAAAAGAGGGACAGACUGAGUGGAGAGAAGAUGCUUGAUGUGGGAGAUCUUGUAGUUAUGCCUGGGAUAAUAGACCCUCAUGUGCAUAUCUGUGAGCCUGGACAUCCGUCAUGUGAGGGAUUUACAGAUGUGACUAAGGCUGCUGCUGCUGGAGGCGUCACCACUGUUGUUGACAUGCCACUGGAUUGUUGUCCUCCAACCACAAGUUUGUCUGCUCUUCACUCCAAACUUCAGUCUGCCAAGGGACAGUGUCAUAUUGAUGUUGCCUUUUGGGGUGGCAUAGCUCCUGGAAAUCAGGCUGAGCUGCUGCCGAUGCUGAAGGCUGGUGUUCCCGGAUUUCAGUGCUUCCUGAUGGCUACUGGAGUUGAUGGUUUUCCCCAUGUAGGCCUGCAUGAUUUACAUAUGGCAAUGAAUGAACUACAGGACACAAAUUGUGUGCUUCUGUUCCAUGCAGAACAGGAGCCAAGUCAGUCAAUGCAUAUCCCAAAAGACACCACAGAAUAUAGCACUUUCUUGAACUCUCGCCCUGAUACCAUGGAAGUGGAGGCCAUCCUCACCAUUGCUGAGCUUUGCCUACAGUACAUGGUACCAUGCCACAUCAUGAAUCUCUCUUCUGCUGAAGCCCUGCCCAUCAUCAAGGAUGCUCAUCAGAAAGGAGCACCCAUCACUGUAGAAACUACCCAUCACUACCUCAGUUUGACAGCUGAAUGCAUUCCCCCAGGAGGCACAUACUACAAGUGUUGCCCUCCAAUCAGGGAGAAAAGGAACCAGGAAAUGCUGUGGGCAGCCUUGCGUGAAACAGAGAUAGACAUGGUAGUCUCAGCCCAUACACCUUGUCCCCGAGACUUAAGAGAUUUGACCAGUGAAGAUUUCCUCAAGGCUAAGGCAGGAAUUGCCUCACUACAAUUUGGUCUUCCUCUCUUCUGGACUUAUGCAAAAUCCAGGGGCUUCUCUUUCCAUGACCUGGUGCAACUGAUGUGCAAAAAUCCUGCCAUUCUGAGCAGACUGGAAGACCGUAAAGGGUCACUUAGUCCAGGGAUGGAUGCAGACUUGGUGGUCUGGAAUCCAGAAGCAGAGUUUCAGGUGAAUGGAGAUGUAAUUCUUCAUAAGAAUAAGCUCACUCCAUACUUGGGCUUUCAGCUUUGUGGCACAGUCUUUGCCACUCUUGUACGUGGCAGGCUUGUUUACCUGAAUGGAAAAAUUGCACCUAAGGCACAAGGAGACCUGCUUAUAACUGAGAGAAAGAUGUCAACAAAAGUCUCCACACCAUACUAUUAGUGGGAGGAACUUACUGGUGAAAUCAAAGGUCCAUGGAAGAUCUAGAUGGAAGAUUAUACAUUUCUAGAAAGUGGCUGGGGAGAAAAAGAAGAAUGAGUAACAUAAAGAAACAGCAACUGCCACGAUGCAAUGAAACCAAUCAUGGCUUCUUCGACUCGUCCCUUAAGUGACACGCAAUUACUGAAUGAAUGAAAUUGAGACAGCAAUUCUAGUUGAUUUGUCAAGAAUAUGACAACGAAACAGGAAAAAAUAAACCCUAGGAUUGUUGGAUCAGUACCUGGUCAUUUUGAAUGAAGAACGUAAUAAAGAUUCGGGGGGGGGGAUUGAUUAUUAUUGUCGUUUACCUUCACUAUUUAACCUGUUACUGAUCUUGUUUAAAAAUAACUUUAUUUUGGCAAACUGAGAUUGAAUUAAUUAAUGAUAUACAAGGUAAUAAUAUACCAUCAGAUCCUAAAAUAAUUUUGUUAGUUUAUAUAAAAUUAUGUGUUCAUGAAUUAAAUAUUAGACUAGGAUGAAGUUUACUUAUUGCUGCCAAACUAGCUAUAGUGAUGGUUUAGAAACAGAGUUUCUUCCAAAUACCCACUUGCUUAACUGUAUCUGGGGCAUUUCCCUGUUAAUGAAAUUGACAUAUUAUCAAAGGAUACAAAGAAUUUCUUUGCAAGAUGCAGAUAAAUUUUAUGAGUGAUGGGCAAUAUUUAUUAUGUGUUAACAUGAGAAAGUGAGAAAUUGAAUAAAUUGUUUUGAUUUUUAUGACUUGUCAAAGAAAUUUACAUUGUUGAAAAAAUCUAGGGAUAAUUAUUUAAAAGUAUUUAGAACAAAUGGGAGGAACAGCGUAUUUUGUUCCCUUUUCCUGGUUUGUAGGAAAGUCCUUAUUUUUCUGAAUUAUCUGUGUAAUUAUUACAUCUAAUACAAUAUAGUACUCACAGCUGAGACCAAGAUACAAUGUGCUGU
Pogona vitticeps (central bearded dragon) is the source of this 2567-nucleotide messenger RNA. Its product is annotated as allantoinase, mitochondrial. NCBI's taxonomy places the organism in Eukaryota, Metazoa, Chordata, Lepidosauria, Squamata, Agamidae. The record is from RefSeq and is a predicted model, not a curated record. Gene Ontology annotation, biological process: allantoin catabolic process; purine nucleobase catabolic process. Gene Ontology annotation, molecular function: cobalt ion binding; allantoinase activity; zinc ion binding. Gene Ontology annotation, cellular component: cytoplasm.